This is a messenger RNA of Neomonachus schauinslandi (Hawaiian monk seal), 1051 nucleotides long. Its product is annotated as OX-2 membrane glycoprotein-like. The transcript has 6 exons. Gene Ontology annotation, biological process: regulation of immune response; negative regulation of macrophage activation. NCBI's taxonomy places the organism in Eukaryota, Metazoa, Chordata, Mammalia, Carnivora, Phocidae. The coding region runs from base 57 to 947 and encodes 296 amino acids. Gene Ontology annotation, molecular function: cell-cell adhesion mediator activity. The record is from RefSeq and is a predicted model, not a curated record.
UAAGUCCAGUUAGAGAAUAAAAUACUCCAUGUGUUAGUGAAGAUUUUAUAAAUUUCAUGGGUUUUCCACUCCAUUUCAUUCUCCAGCUCCUCAUGCUUCCCAUUUGGGUACAAGGAUCAGAUUCUCCAUACAGAAUAAAAUACAAAAAUAACGAAACAGCUGUAUUUGGAGAAAAUGUGACCAUCUUCUGCAAUUUAACAACUCCAGCAGAUGUUGUGCAAAUUACCUGGCAGAAGAUUCAAGGUUCUUUGCCACAAAAUAUUGGCACAUAUAGCAGUAUAUAUGGAGAAAAGAUUCUUCCACCAUACAGAGAUCGGCUGCACUGUGAGGUCAUCGAACCCAAUUCCUCAUUCAUAACUAUCCGUGAAGUAACAUUUGAAGAUGAAGCCUGCUAUAAAUGUCUAUUUAAUGUGUUCCCACACGGCAGCCAUGGUGGACAAAUCUGCCUUAACAUUAUAGCUGUAUCUGAAUUAAAAACUGAACUCCAGUCUAAUCUUGACUCUGAAGAUUUUCUUAGAUUUAUUUACUCAGCUGUGGGAAAACCUGUUCCUCAAAUAUCUCUUUUCCCAUCACAAGUCUUGAUUAAUCCACCAAAGGAAUACUUUGCUCAGAACCCAAAUGGCACGGUGACUAUCACUAAAAUGUACAACAUCUCCUUGGAGACUGUGAGGUCCCUAGGUCUCCAAUAUCUGACUGUGCGCAUGGAUCAUCCUCUAAGGAAUGAAGAAAAGAUUGUUCCAUUGUCAGUCAAACAAGAAUGUACUUCUGGUUCUUCUUUUUGGUUGCGUACAGUUGGUCCACUCAUAAUUUUGUUAUGUAUUUCAUUGAUCAUUGUCCAUCUUGUCCGGAGAAAGAAAAAGUCAGAGAAUGCCCUUAAAACCACACCCCAGCUCAGACAGCCUGAUGUGGAAUCCUUAGUGAGCCACUCUCUUCCUGCACACAGGUAAUUGAGCCAAGAACUCUGGAACCUGCUAAAAUAAGAAGAAUCUUCCUCGCCAAACAAGUGGAAGGAAACUCCUCCAUGUAAGAAGACAAAUAAACCAACCAACCA